GAGGUGUCCGUCAAGUGUCAGGACGCCUUUUUUUUUUUCCCCUGGACAAAACAAUCACUCGCCGAACAAAAUGUUGGAUUGGCCCUCAUUCCCCGUGAUGGUCCGGACUACGUCGCCCCAUUUGUAGUCUUUGUGGUUUCUGACUGAGUUAUUCCAGAAGCAGGAGCGAUGCCUGUGGAGAGUGGGAGUGGCGGUGUUGGUGGCGGCGGAGGCGGUGGCACCGGUGCGGUCCGGCAGGCCAAGCAGAAAAGGAAGUCUCACAGUCUGUCCAUACGCAGGACCAACAGCACGGAACAGGAACGAGCCGGCUUCCUGCAGAGGGACAUGCAGCUGGAUACGCAGGACUCCAAGCUUCCAUUGUCUCUGAGGAGCAACCUGGUGGACCUGUUCAGUCAAAUUGAGAGGGAGUUUGAGAACCUUUACAUCGAAAACCUUGAACUUCGCCGAGAGAUUGACACGUUGAAUGAGCGCUUGGCUGCCGAUGGACAGACAGUGGAGGGUGCAGACUUGACAAAAGGAGCAUUAAAAACAAAGACCAGCCACAGCACCAGUCAGCUGUCCCAGAAGCUGAAGACCACCUACAAGGCCUCCACCAGCAAGAUAGUGUCCAGUUUCAAAGCCACCACGUCCAGAGCUGUAUGCCAGCUGCUCAGAGAGUAUGUGGGCCACCGAGAUGGCAUCUGGGACCUGAGUGUGACACGGACCCAGCCCACCGUUCUCGGAACCGCAUCUGCAGACCACACGGCCAUGUUGUGGAGCAUUGACACAGGCAAAUGUCUGCUCAAGUAUCUGGGCCACCAAGGAUCAGUCAACUCCAUCAAGUUUCACCCCACUGAGCAGAUGGCGCUAACAGCCUCUGGAGAUCAGACUGCUCACGUGUGGAGGUUCCUGGUGCAGCUGCCCACGCCACAGCCCGUUGCCGACGUCACACAGGCGCCCUGCGAGGAUGACGUGGACUUCUCCGACAAGGACGACGCAGAAACGGAAUUGGACGGGCCCAACGAGUGCCCGUCGGUGCGUAUUGCCAAUACCACGCUCCGCAGCCACCAGGGCGUUGUGAUCGCUGCCGACUGGCUGGUGGGCGGAAAGCAGGUGGUGACGGCUUCCUGGGAUCGAGCCGCCAACCUCUACGACGUCGAGACGUCAGAGCUGGUGCACUCACUCACUGGUCACGACCAGGAGCUGACGCACUGCUGCACUCACCCCACCCAGCGAUUGGUUGUCACCUCUUCCAGAGACACAACCUUCAGGCUGUGGGACUUCCGAGACCCGUCCAUCCACUCAGUGAACGUCUUCCAGGGACACACAGACACGGUGACGUCGGCCGUGUUCACAGUGGGUGACAACGUGGUGUCGGGCAGCGACGACCGCACUGUCAAAGUGUGGGACCUGAAGAACAUGCGCUCACCCAUUGCCACCAUACGCACGGACUCAGCCGUUAACAGGGCCACCGCCGUAUGGUGUGUUGCUCGGCAUGGAGCGAGGACAACGCCUCGUGCAACUUGUUUACGUGCGGCUUCGACCGCCAGGCCAUUGGCUGGAACAUCAACAUCCCCGCCCUACUGCAGGAGAAGUAACCCCCGAUGCCACCAACUCUGCGGGGCUUUUGUUGCCAACACGUCAUUUGAGUUUUCAUAUAUCGGUCAAAAGUACACCACAGCUCGGCUUCACGAGCGGGAAAGGAUGCCGGCGUACACUGAACACUUUGUGUGUGUGUGUGUGUGUGUGUGUGUUCAAAAAAAAACGUGCCAUCGAUGAAAAAGCAAGCACAACACGCUCCAAUGCAUGAAGUCUCACAGCACCAUCAACAUCAACAGCAAUUAUUCUGUUUCCUUGGAGCCGAGAAGAUUCACAAAAUGUGAAUGUACACGUUGGGUACAAGCCACACAAUCUACAUGUGUGAAAUGGCUCCUUCAAACUAGCAUAGCCGACUUCCCGUUUACUUUCCACCGUGGGUCCUUGAGAUUUUUUGGAUCGUUCGGUUAUGAUGAACAUGUCCACCCGAUUUCAUGUUUAUUGGUGAAACUACUGUCCGGUGGCUGAUUUAUAUUUUUUUUAGCCAGGCGGCACCAGUGAGUUGCUGUUGCAGCAUGUGGUUCACGUCAUUAGGAACAUUUCACAUUGCUAAGUUUGUAUUAGUAGCUAUUGUGCUGCCCCCUAUCGGUGCGGAGUAACAAUUUCAUUUAAUUUCACCGAAGAUUUUAAAAUUAUCUUUGGUGCUUAAAAGACACAAAUUCGUUUUGUCUGUGCGGGGGGGGGGGGAUUAGACAUCACACACUUUUUUGCCUUGUGAGGGAAACUUCCCAAGAAGUGUAUAAAAAGUGUAGAAUGUUUUCAUUGUCACACUUAUUGAGCACAUGUGUUUUAUGGAGGACAAAGGGGGAACUAAACCCACGCUACCCGCACCAAAGUCAGGCAAGUGCACCAGUACACCAUCAGUGACUCACACAUUUAAUUAUUUCAUAUGUAUUGACACUUUUUAGUCCUCCAUAGUCUAUCAGUAUGAAAUGUAAUGUAUAUAUAAAGAAUUUUAGUUUGUGUUUAUUAGCCGGGGGCAUGAUGGAUGUUUAUUAGCCACCUUAACCCCAAAUUGCUAUUUGACCUGAGUGGUCAAUAUUUGAAAGUAUUCACACACAAUAAAAAAUAUAUGUUUACUGUCAACCUGUCAGUUAAAUUGUAUACUCUGGUUUAUUAUCGAUAUGCUGUUAUUGAAUACUAAUAAUACACAGGUUAGAGAACGUGCAACCGUCUUGUUUAAUGUCAACAUUGUCACUUUGUAGACUUAUUUUCUCUCUAGUAGUCUUUAACUUAAAAAAAAAAAGGAGAAACGCUCUCUUCCCUGGUUAUAUGUGAAACUGAGCAUAACAAGUUAAAGCGGGAAAAAUGUUGGCAUUUAGUGCAGUUGUGUUAUCAUUGUAACGAUGUCACUAUGUUACACGUCAAGCAAAAUAAAAACUUAAAUUGA
Molecule: messenger RNA, 2965 nt
Organism: Phycodurus eques (leafy seadragon)
Lineage: Eukaryota; Metazoa; Chordata; Actinopteri; Syngnathiformes; Syngnathidae
Product: WD repeat-containing protein 37-like
Exons: 13
Coding region: 169-1758 (529 amino acids)
Cellular component (GO): preribosome, large subunit precursor
Molecular function (GO): protein binding
Source: RefSeq, a predicted model, not a curated record